AUGCCGCAAACAGCGAUGCUCGCUAACAGAGGAGUUGAGCAUCUAAAUACUGCUGUGGGUACAGCUAAGGUAACCUUCACCUUUGAUAAUGAAAUAGAAUUGGAUUUGUUACUUAAAGAAGAGUUGGUUAGCUUAAAAGACUUGCAAGGUAUGGAUGUUGGCGCUUGUCAUCACUUACUUGAAUAUUGGGACUGCCAUGCAAUUUACCAUCAAGAAUGCCAUCAGCCUUCUGUUACUCAACAGGAAGCAGAUAAUUCACCAAGGUACUCGAGUAACAAGAGUGAUAGCAGAAAUAUAGGUGAAAUAGUGGAUACAAAUCAUGUUCAUCAAGUCCUUUUAAAUCUGGUUUUAUAUAGUAGCAGUAGUAGUAAUCAUCUUAAUCAUCAAGUAAAACUUCAAAGUACUUCAAAGCAUAUACAAAUUACUACAAACAUCUCAAUUGUAAGUGCUUAUAAACGACCUCAGAAUAUGACGAAAAAGGUUGCAAAGUCGCAGGUGAAGAAAAAAAUCACCGCAAUGAACAAAUUCAUACUAUCAUAUGUGUGAUCAUUUACCGUGCAUUUCCGUCAUAAGGCGCGUUACUAUUACUACUUAAUUAUGACGCAUCAUAAAUUCUACCGAAUUACGAGUAUAAUAUAAAAAUACUGCAAACAUAUAUGCUUGAGGUAUCAACCUUACUGUUCACUAGUUGGUGAGUUUUUGUCCAGACAGGUAAAAUAUAGGUAUUUGUUGCCCUGGGCAGGCAUGCAAACACCUUUUAUACCAGGUAUGUUUAGCCCUACAUAUUCGAAAUAAUUCGUGCAUGCCAGUUGUUGGCAAGUUGGCGCACAAAAGCCGACCGGCGUCAUCAACACCGGAAACACGGAAUACCUCUUCUCGUCGCCGGCGUCUACUUUCACCGUUCUUUAUCUAUGCCCCAUUCUGUUUAUUUGCUCAUCCUGAAACGCGCGUUACACGUCACAUUCCGCCCGCGUGCACACGCAUCAUGGCCACCAGCAACCAGUACAAACCAAAAGCAGAACGACCGAAUGAAGAAGAAGAAUAUGAACUACAAGCGUAAACUCGACAGAAAG
Molecule: messenger RNA, 1073 nt
Organism: Dalotia coriaria
Lineage: Eukaryota; Metazoa; Arthropoda; Insecta; Coleoptera; Staphylinidae
Source: RefSeq, a predicted model, not a curated record